Molecule: messenger RNA, 2121 nt
Organism: Mangifera indica (mango)
Lineage: Eukaryota; Viridiplantae; Streptophyta; Magnoliopsida; Sapindales; Anacardiaceae
Product: splicing factor U2af small subunit A-like
Exons: 2
Coding region: 136-975 (279 amino acids)
Biological process (GO): mRNA splicing, via spliceosome
Cellular component (GO): U2AF complex; spliceosomal complex
Molecular function (GO): metal ion binding; pre-mRNA 3'-splice site binding
Source: RefSeq, a predicted model, not a curated record
UAAAUUAAGUUGGAAUCUAAAUUGCUUAAUCAUUCACACACGUAUACUUUAUUAAUUCAUUAACUUGAAGAAACUACGACCUUCCAACAUCCAUUUCCCCAUUUCUCGUCUUCUUCUCCAAUCCAAACCGUGGCCAUGGCGGAGCAUUUGGCUUCGAUAUUCGGCACAGAGAAGGACCGCGUGAACUGUCCAUUCUAUUUUAAGAUCGGCGCCUGUCGUCACGGUGACCGUUGCGCUCGACUCCACAAUCGCCCCACCAUCUCCCCAACUCUCUUAUUAUCCAACAUGUACCACCGCCCCGACAUGAUCACUCCAGGCGUCGAUGCCCAGGGCCAGCCUAUCGAGCCUCGUAAAAUCCAAGACCACUUUGAAGACUUUUACAAAGACAUCUUUGAAGAACUCAGCAAGUUCGGCGAGAUCGAGAGUCUUAAUGUCUGCGAUAAUCUAGCCGACCACAUGAUCGGAAAUGUUUAUGUCCAGUUCAAAGAGGAAGACCAAGCUGCCGUUGCUUUACAAGCUCUACAAGGAAGAUUUUAUUCCGGUCGUCCAAUUUUAGCCGAUUUCUCUCCCGUGACAGAUUUCCGUGAAGCCACGUGUCGGCAGUUCGAGGAGAAUAGCUGUAACCGGGGCGGUUAUUGUAAUUUUAUGCAUGUGAAACUGAUUGGGCGGGAUUUGAGGAGGAAGUUGUUUGGGAGGAACCGUGGAUAUCGAGUAAGUAGAAGCAGGAGCAGGAGUUUGAGUCCGCGUCACAGAAGAGAUAAGGAUUAUUAUGAUAGGCGUGAGAGGGAUAGAGAUCAUAGGGACCGUGACCGUGACCGUGGAAGACAUAAAUAUGAUAGAGACGGCAGAGACAGAGAUGAUAGAAACAGAAGACACUUUACGCCUAGAAGGAGCAGGAGUCCUAUUAGAGAGGGAAGUGAAGAGCGUAGAGCAAGAAUUGAACAAUGGAACCGAGAAAGGGAGGAGAACCUGUGACCUAGCUAGUGAGUCAUCACCAUGUCUCCCAGUUGCAAUCGUGCGGCACGGGUGGUGACAUUGGCAUUGGAGUUUUAUCCCGGGGCUAGCAGGGAGCUAGCGCACAGCCAGCCCGCGUGGGCGCCGGGGUUGCGGAGCAUGAUGGUAUGUUAGAAUCCCAAGUGCAAGGUAUGAGACUUGAAUCCCACAUUGGAAAGUAUGGGUAACUAGUGUAGGGUUUAUAUGGCCUUGGGCUCUCCCAUCUCAAUAGCUAACUUUUGAGGUGUGGUUCUUCUAAGAUUCGUAUAAGUAAACAAUGUUGUUUAAAUAUUAUUUUUAAUAUUUAUUUUAACAAUAAUUCGGUUUGACUCUCUGUUGACCUGGAUCGACCCUUUUAUUGGGUUAAUGCCCGGUCUAGGUUUGAAAACAUUGGUUCUAACUUGCAACAUGCAAGGUGAUAUAGGACCAUUUUUUGUUAUGGGUUUUAGAUAACCUCGAGUCCAUAGCUAAUUAGAUUGUCUUAGUUGAGCCAAAGAUGAAGCCAAGCCUCUUAUUUCUUUAUGAGCUUGUCUUAGCAAUCCUGAGCCAAGUUCAGUGAGGACCAUAUUUGGUUUGUUGAACCUUGAAUGUGACUCUUCUUUUUUGUUAUUUAGUGUUGUAGAACAUAGCACCAGAGUUAACCUUCUAAUGUGCAAUGGGUUUGUAAUGCAUAAUAAUUAGUGAGAUUGGCUUAGUGUCAGCUGUGCAUUCGUGUAAGAUGAAAAUAUUGGAUUUUUUGUAGCUACCAUUGCUUCAUUUUUUUUUCAUAAGAUUAUGUAAUUAUUGUUUAAAAAACUGUCUCGUGAGUCAAAACUAAUUUAAGACUUCACUUCAGUUUUGUUGUUUUCUGCUAUGCCAUUUAUAUAGGUGGCUUGGAAAAAUGUUAUACUGCUACAUUGUUUCUCUUCUCUCUCUUUUUUUUCUUUUACUAUUACUGGGAAUUAGUCUCAGUAGUCGAUGCUUAUAAUGUGACAUUCAGAUACUUGGGUCAGGUAGUAUCUUGAUAUUCCUUUUUUUGUUCAUUGGGUCUAAUCCAAUGCUUUAGUUGUGAAAGCCUCAAUGCAGUAUUCUUGUGACUGGAUAGAGUUGAUAUCAUAAUUUUUUUAUUUGAACAUGCAAUUAUGAGUU